AUGGCGCUGCCUCGCUCCCCUGCAACCUCGGCCAAGCGCGGCUCCUCUUCCCGCGCGCCUCCGAACCCUAGCCCCGCCCCUCUGGCCGCGGACGGCGCAUCGAAAUUGCUCCUCCGCGCGGCGCACGACGGCGACCUCCGCCUCCUCAAGGGUAUGCACGCAGGCCUCCAUUUGGAUUCCGGUCGGGUUAGGGGCCGUCCCAGGGAGGUGGUGGAGGCGGCGGAAAAGGAGGCAGGCUUCAGGGCGCUGUUCAUGGCCGCCCGGUACGGGAGGCUGCCCGUCUGUAGGUACCUGGUCGAGGAGCUAGGGGUGGAUGUCGCACUGUCCACGCCGAAGUAUAACAAGAUGAUACCUGGUAUUGGCACCCCCCUUUUUGUUGCUAUAAAUGCUUCCUCAGUGAAAUGUGUCCAGCUCCUGGUUGAGGCUGGUGCGGAUGUCAAUGAUGGUAUUGUAACCCCUUUAGGUGCUGCUGUGUUGAAUGGCGAAACUGCAUGCAUUAAAUGCUUAUUGGAAGCUGGUGCUGACCCUAAUGUUCCUGUUUCCCAGCCCGCUAGGCUGCCAAUAGAAAUCGCUGCACUGAAUGGUACAAGGGAAGAUGUUGAGAUCUUAUUUCCUGUAACUUCUUGUAUUCCAACUGUGAAUGAUUGGAGCAUCGACGGAAUAAUACAACAUGUAAAGUCAGAGUUCAUAGAGGAGGUUGACCUUAAUGUAAGUAAAAUAAGAGAGUUGAGGUCACUUGCGGCUAACUCUAUGAAGAAAAACGAUUAUUAUACAGCGGCAAUGCUGUACAGUUUGGCAAUGGGGUGUGACCCUCAUGAUGCUACCUUGCUCUCAAAUAGGAGUCUUUGCUGCCUCCGCAUGGGCGAUGGACACGCGGCUUUGCAGGAUGCUCUUGCGUGCAGAGAAAUGCGGCCUAACUGGCCAAAGGGCUGUUACCGUCAAGGCGCAGCGCUCAUGUUAUUGAAGGACUACGGAAGCGCAUGCGACGCUUUUCUGGAUGCGGUUAAAUUAGACCCACCGAAUCCCGAUAUCGAGGCCGCAUUGCGGGAGGCUUUGAGUUCCUUGAAGAUAUCUCAUUACAUGACGAAGUCCUUCUACUAG
Molecule: messenger RNA, 1101 nt
Organism: Lolium perenne
Lineage: Eukaryota; Viridiplantae; Streptophyta; Magnoliopsida; Poales; Poaceae
Source: RefSeq, a predicted model, not a curated record